Nezara viridula (southern green stink bug) is the source of this 675-nucleotide messenger RNA. The record is from the annotation of a GenBank genome assembly. NCBI's taxonomy places the organism in Eukaryota, Metazoa, Arthropoda, Insecta, Hemiptera, Pentatomidae.
AUGGAGGGGGUAGCGAGGGGCAGAAGUCGCGGAAGAGGAGAAAGCCAUAGUAGGGAUCUUGGUAUAUAUAGUGAGGGCGGACCUUUUCCAAACCAGAGUCAGGCUACACCUUCCAAACAUGAACCAAAUGCAGUCUUCGCUGCCUACUUUGUGCUGGUAUCGGCCACAGGGGAACGACCAGAAAGAGGACUUGAACAUCACGAAGGCCUUGAGAGCGGUGGAGAAGGUUCUUACGGAGGUGGUUCUUACGGAGGUGGCUCUUACGGAGGUGGCUCAUACGGCGGUGGCGGACACUCAGGCUACGGAGGCGGCUUUGGAGGAGGUCUCGUCCAUUCUGUCGAAGUGGAGAAGCAUGUCCAAGUUCCGAUCUACAAGCAGGUUCACUAUCCCGUGGCGCAGUACAUCCCGCACCCAGUGGCAGUACCCAUCCCUAUCAAGGUCCCUCAUCCCAUCCCCAUCAAAGUACCAGUGCCAAUCACAAUAGAGAAGAAAGUCGAAGUACCAGUUGAGAAGCACGUGCCAGUUCCAGUAGAGAAGCCCUAUCCGAUCGAAGUUAUCAAGAGGGUACCCUACCCAGUCCCCAAACCAUACCCCGUCCCCGUACCAGUUUACAAGACUAAGCACAUCUACCACACCACUUCGUAUGGAGGUGGCGGACACUAUCACCACCACUAA